Messenger RNA from Pelobates cultripes (western spadefoot toad), 662 nucleotides. The record is from the annotation of a GenBank genome assembly. Lineage: Eukaryota; Metazoa; Chordata; Amphibia; Anura; Pelobatidae.
AUGGUGAAGGCGAUCUCCCUCAAAGCUCUUGACGCCUUCAGCGGGCACUUAUGGGUAACACUAUCUCAGUUGCAAGCAGCUCCUGUGACCCGGACUGGGGCGUUAGCAAUCGACAUUGAGGCCCAACGCGGCCCCCUGGGGAGCCUGGCCGCUGGGACCCAAUCCCCAAUUGAGAUGGACCAUCCGAAAUACUUGCCGAACCCCAUCUCCUUACAGAAAACGCCUACUCUAACUCUGCUUACACACUGCUGUAACUCAACGAGCCGUUCUACGGCAUCAAGUGACAAACCAAUCCUGAAGAAGAUUUCCUGGGCCCUUGCACAUUACUCAAAUUCGUGUCUGGCUUAUGUGACCUUCAUGGUGGACUGGCGGGAUAUCGGUAAUGGGCCUGAAUAUGAAGCUUGUGGCUGUGUCCUGCCGGGAUGCAUUUGAUGUUCUCGACAGGGGGAUUGUGGUCACCUUUCCAUGGGCUGCUGGGCAGUUAUGAUAGGAGUUACUGUUGCUUCCCAGACAGGCUGUAUAUUUAAAUUGCUUGUUUUUUGGGAUCCAGGGGCAUUUACUCGAUAUGCCUUUCUUUUUCUUUUACUCUUUAGCGUUUACCGUCUCAUGCAAUUCUGUUUAACUUACUUUCUUUACGUAUUAUAAGCUACCUCUGUUCAUCG